Messenger RNA from Paramecium tetraurelia, 1326 nucleotides. RefSeq lists its product as uncharacterized. The transcript has 3 exons. NCBI's taxonomy places the organism in Eukaryota, Ciliophora, Oligohymenophorea, Peniculida, Parameciidae. Gene Ontology annotation, molecular function: protein kinase activity; ATP binding. The record is from RefSeq and is a predicted model, not a curated record. Gene Ontology annotation, biological process: protein phosphorylation.
AUGGGGAACAAAUAAUUUUAGGAAUCUUUUUCAAAGUCAAAGUCGGAUACCAGACCUCUAGAUGUUAAGAAAUGCAUCAGUAUUAGAAGAGAUCCCAUUACUGGAAAAUUGAUUGGGGUUCCAAAGGAAUGGGCCACUCAUCUUGAUGCCGAUGAACAAUAAAUUGUUGAGACAAAUAAAUUACCUGAAGAAGUGAGAACUCAUAGAUUGCCAGAGCGCGUUCUGGAAAUCCAGAAUUCCAUAGAAAACCAAAAGAAUUUGAAACAAGGAUUGAAAAUUGACAAAGGUGCAAAUUUAGGUUUAGCCGGUCUUAAUGUAGAGAUGGAAAAAGAAAUAUACAAUAGUGGAGUGAGUAGGAAUGAAAUUGUAAAAGACACAGUAAGCUUCAUCUCAAUACUUGAAAUAUAUGAUGGGAAAGAAUUAGCUUCAAAAUAAAACUCUAAUGAGGUCAUGACAUAAACAGAGUUUUUGAUUGAAAACCCUGCUCAAAAAUAUAUAUUUUAUGAAUAGAUUGAAAGAGGGGUAAAUUGUAAGCUUUAUAAAAUUAUUGAUAGACGACUAAAUCAGGUUUUUGUUGCUAAAGUAUUUAAAUUUUAUGAUAAUUUUAAUUGCUAUCGAUUGAAAAGAGAAAUAUCUUUUACUCGUCAAUUAGAAUGCCCAUUUAUUGUAAAGUAUCAUGAGACUUAUCUUCAUAGUGGAUGCUUUUUCAUCAUAUAAGAGCAUAUGAAUUUUGGAAGUCUCAGAAAAUUCAUUAAACUCUUCGACAAGAAGAUUGAUGAAUCCAUAAUUGGAUAUAUACUCUAUCAAAUCUUGUUAGGAUUAAAAUAUUUACAUUUUAAAGGAAAGAUCCACAAGCAUCUAAGUUCUAAGAAAGUAUUGAUGAAUGAUAAAGGAGAUAUUAAAUUGUUGAUUAUGGAUUACAAGAAUGAAUUCAAAAAAGACAAGGAUCCUUAUUGGAUUGCCCCAGAAAUAAUAGAAUAAUAAAUAAUAGAAGAUGUUUCAGAUAUUUGGUGUUUGGGAAUCAUAGCCUAUGAGUUAUCAGAGCGGAAUCCUCCACACUUCGAUGAUCAUCCCAUAAGAGUUAUGUACAACAUUGUAAAUUAGCCUGCCCCAAAGAUUAGCAAAAAUAGAAGUUGCAAUUUUUAGGAUUUCACUUCAAAAUGCUUGAUCAAAAACUACAACAAAAGAACGUCUUUAAGAGAAUUGUUAAGACAUGAUUUUAUAACUUAAAAUAGGGAAAGAGGUCGAUAAGGAUUAAUAGAUUUAUUUUAGAAGGUCAAUUUAGAUCAGAAAUCAAAAUUGAAAAAAAGCGCUAGUUUAAAAUGA